AACCUCUGAACUUCCAGUUGUCAAUUCGCGCGGUUCUGCUUCGCACAUUUUUGCUCUCGCAUGUGUUUUCCUCGCGAUUCAUUCCAUUUUUCACCUGUUUUAGUGUGCAAUUUUGUGCAUUAAAGUGCACAAUUGCCUGCCUAAGUCAUUCGCCCGUGUGCUGUGCAUCUGUUCUGAGUGAUUCAAUAGUGCCUUUGUUGCAUAAUAAUAGCUUUUCUGCGGGCUCUUCAGUGCCUUUUUGGUGUCUCGACCAGGGAGCAAAAAAAACAUGCUAUCAAAGUGAUUUAAUCUGGAUUUUAUCGCAAAGUCUCUGAAACUGAGACAGUAUUUUAUUGAUUGAUUGUGUUUGGCUGGUUAGAAAGAGUGUCGAGACGAUGGAAAACAUGAGAAUCAACAAGAGACUUCUUCCCAUGAAGUCUCACUAUUUCCUCUUCAAUGCUGGGACGGCUCCUAUUGUCCCCUUUAUGCCUACCUUUGCCAGACAGUUGGGAUUCUCAACUGUUAUCGUGGGAACAGUUUAUACAAUUUUACCAAUUGUUGGGAUGCUGGCUAAACCAACUUUUGGGGCCAUUGCUGACAGAUUUCAGAGGCAGAAGCUCCUUUUCCUUUUGUUUCUGAUCCUCACUGCUGUCUCCUUUUUUGCCAUUAUGUUCAUCCCACCAAUUCCUGCAGACUCCUCCGUUGAAUUCCACUGCAACGGAGGAGCUGUAGAUCUCAAACAUUGUCCCAAGGAAGGUGAACAUUUAGACAGUACAGUGAUUGAGAAGCUCCAGGGGGAAGAUUCAAUAUUGAGAUGUGAUCUUCAGUGCAAAGCUGAACCGUGGAUGUGGGGUGUAAUCUGUGAUCACUGGAAUGUCAGCCAGUAUUGUAAAGAUCAUGUGAAUGAUGCAGAAUUCUCCCUGACGGCAGUUACUAAAAUCAGGGAUUUGAAGUUGAUGGAGGAGUGUCUCUAUAUUGUGGUUGUUGAAGGGGAUUUUGGUUCAGCCGGACUGUCCAAUCUCUUCUGCCCAAGUCAUCUGAACAAUAAAACCACCAAAUACUUCAAAACUCCCUGCACAGUUCACUGUGAUCACGAGGAGAUUAACCACCUAAUCACGGAGACCAACAUAGAAAAUCGAGAUGUAGCUGGACUCUAUCAAUUCUGGCUACUCUUCAUGUUCCUGGUGGCCAGUUGGGUGGGCAUGGCGGUAGUUGUGAGUGUGGGAGAUGCAAUAUGCUUCGAGAUGCUCGAUGACAAGCCCCAUUUGUAUGGGAAUCAGAGGCUAUGGGGUGCUGUGGGAUGGGGCACGUUCUCAAUCAUUGCCGGUGUCCUAGUGGACAAGUUUUCCGAGGGACAGUUGACAAAGGACUAUUCAGUGGUGUUUUAUAUGAUGCUGGGACUUUUGGUGCUGGACAUGAUAGUCUCGUCAAAAUUGCAACAUACGCAAACAAAACUCUCCACAAAUAUUAUAAAAGACGUUGGGGCUCUUUUUGGCUCCGUGAGAAUUGUGAUCUUCUUUCUGUGGUGCAUUGCUGUGGGAUUGGGUACGGCCCUUGUGUGGAACUUUCUCUUUUGGCAUCUCGAGGAUCUGGCGGCAGCACAGGGCGGGGAUCACUUGAAUUGGAUAAAAACUCUCCAAGGACUGGCCAUGGGGAUCCAGUGUUUCGGCGGAGAAUUGCCUUUUUUCUUCCUCUCAGGAUGGAUUCUGAAGAAAAUUGGUCACAUCCAUGCCAUGAGUUUGGUUCUGUCGGGCUUUGGACUGAGAUUCCUUCUCUAUUCAGCCCUCACGAAUCCCUGGUGGGUUCUGCCAAUUGAACUGCUGAAUGGAGUGACUUUUGGUAUCUUCUACUCGACUAUGGCAUCCUACGCCAGCAUUGUGGCUCCACCAGGAACAGAAGCCACGCUUCAGGGUCUGGUAGGAGCUGUCUUCGAGGGUGUAGGUGUCUCCAUGGGGAGCUUUAUUGGUGGCAUAGCAUUUGACAGGAUCGGCGGGAGUCUGACUUUCCGUUGGUUUGGCAUCGGUGCUCUCGUGCUGCUCGGUGCACACGUUCUUGUGCGCCGACUUCACGAUCGCUACUCCAACAAAUUCGGUAAGACUUCCAAUAGGGCUAGAGACGAAAGUAACAUUGUAAAUCGCACGAAUUCCGGUGGAGAGUUAACUAAUGGUGAUGGCGUGAAUGCCAUCAUGACAAAUCAGACAAAUGAUGAGAGUGUGCAGAAGGAAAAGAAUCUAUUGAAUGAAUCACUGUGAUUCGUCUAAUGAGGCUAGGUUCUCAGGUGAAACAGUAUAACGCAGAGGAUGUACGAGAUAUUUUUUGUCUAUUUUGUACUUAAAUAAAGAUUUACAAUUUUUCUGGUGGAAAUGAGAAGCACGUGAUAGGUUUCUAAUGAUGGUAUGGAAAAAAAUUGGGACAAGGAUAUUCAUAAGCGUUUUCUUGUGAAUGAAUUUUGGGAAAAAGACAUGAAAGAAAAAAAAGGUACACAAAAUCAUCUCAUUCAAAUUCCUAACUAACCCGAAUAUUUAUUGUAAGAAAAAUGGUUUGAGGAAUUUUAUUUGAAAACCAAUUUUCUACAAUAAUUUAAGUAGAUUUUUUUCUCGUAGAUUUAUUGCCAUCCCAAAGUGAAUCUAAUCGCAUGAAAUUUGGGUUUAAUCUCCUUUCCUCGAGUACUUUAGUAGUUGAUAAUUUUUUUCUUACAUUAUUUAUCCAUUGUGUGUUUAUUGAAGUGUGUAUAUAAAAAAAAUGCGAUUUGGGGGCACUUUUCAUUGAAAAAUUUAUUUGUAUCAUUCACAGAACUCAUGCAAAACGAAUACAGAACACCUACAGAUGCGAUGAACAUGCUCGAUGACGACACACAACCAAAUUCACCAUUUCCGUGAGGUGUGCAGAAUUUUGGAUGAAUGGGAAUGUCUUUCUCUUCUCUAUCGGUAUACAUUUUUUUCUGUGGUCCAGUGUCCCUGUGGGUAUCUUCUUGCGGAAUGUGAUCGUGAAGAUAGAAAUAAAUUAGCUUUAACUGUUUUCACUUUA
This is a messenger RNA of Phlebotomus papatasi, 3006 nucleotides long. RefSeq names its product major facilitator superfamily domain-containing protein 6 (gene Sugb). Bases 375 to 2231 code for a protein of 618 amino acids. The record is from RefSeq and is a predicted model, not a curated record. Lineage: Eukaryota; Metazoa; Arthropoda; Insecta; Diptera; Psychodidae. Gene Ontology annotation, cellular component: membrane. The transcript is spliced from 6 exons.